This is a messenger RNA of Microthlaspi erraticum, 684 nucleotides long. Lineage: Eukaryota; Viridiplantae; Streptophyta; Magnoliopsida; Brassicales; Brassicaceae. The record is from the annotation of a GenBank genome assembly.
AUGGACAAGCUCUCGAAUUCCUUUUCUCUCCUCGAUUUCGCCGACGAAGAUGGUCCCGUGGCGUCCUCUUCUUCUUCUUUCUCCGGGAAACAAGCAGAAAGAGUAAAUGGGUCACUUGAGGAUGGAGGUUACAAGCAACCCCUUGUCUGGAUUGACUUAGAAAUGACUGGUCUAAAUAUUGAAGUUGACAGGAUAUUGGAGAUUGCAUGUAUAGUUACUGAUGGAUCAUUAACCAAAUCAGUGGAGGGUCCAGAUUUAGUUGUACAUCAAACGAAAGACUGUAUGGAUAAAAUGGGUGACUGGUGUCAGACUCAUCAUGGAGCCAGUGGACUGACGGAGAAAGUGCUCCGUAGUCAAAUAAGUGAAAGGCAAGCUGAGCAAGAGGUCAUUGAAUUCGUGAAAAAGCAUGUUGGUUCUGCAAAUCCACUUUUAGCUGGAAACUCGGUUUACGUGGACUUCCUCUUCUUAAAGAAGUACAUGCCAGAUUUGGCUGCUCUUUUCCCUCAUGUACUUGUCGAUGUCAGUAGCGUCAAGGCUUUAUGCUUCCGGUGGUUCCCCAGAGAGAAAAGCAGAGCUCCUGCGAAGAAGAACAAUCACAGAGCCAUGGAUGAUAUAAGAGAAAGCAUCAAGGAGCUUAAGUACUACAAGGAUACCAUAUUCAAAGCAAACAAAGGAAGGAAGUGA